AUGUCCACAUCUAGAAAAUGCCCGGCUGCCGCCCGAGAUAAGGCCCCCGCUGCAACUCGAAGUGCGGACCCAACCAUCCCUAGGUUUCGGGAUGCAAAGGCAAUUGAAAAUUACGACCAAAGUUUGUCUCAAAAGGUGGCAUCCACCAAAUUUGUGUGCAAAUCCACACUUAUCUCAUUAGGGGUUCUUGAAGGGGUCACCCAAUUGUUCCGUAACAUCGUGUGUGAGAAACUUCUCAAUCUCAUGGCACACACUUACGAGCUCCCCACUAGAGAGUUUAUUGUCGAUUGUGGGUUAGAUAACGAAAAGAAAAACUCCAUAUUCCAACUUCUAGGGGACCGAAGGUAUAUUGAUUUUGCAGCAAUAAACGACAUCUUGUGCUUGCCUUCUUCGAACACAUCCACGGUUUUCGAUGUCUUACCUGCCGAGUUCAACUAUGAGACCUUUUGGACGGAAAUCAUCGGGGGUAUCUUUUCAUGCGCUGGUUGGGAUAAAGCAACCUCUAUCAUUCACCUGUGUCUCUGUAUUGCCCAUCGCAUCUUGGUGUGCACUGUCUUUGCCUGUAAAGAAGCCAUCCAUGUCACCAAAAAUGAGCUUAUUUUCCUUUGGUGCAUGACACGUCGUGAAAACCCACCAAUCCCGGACUUUGCUUCAUUCUUUUUCUAUAAAUGUGCACUUAUGUGA
Molecule: messenger RNA, 684 nt
Organism: Lactuca saligna
Lineage: Eukaryota; Viridiplantae; Streptophyta; Magnoliopsida; Asterales; Asteraceae
Source: the annotation of a GenBank genome assembly